AUGCCCACAUUUUCCAAUGUCAGAGACAAACUGUUCCGGAAAUCCUCAGGUCGCUCUGAAAAGCAGCCAUCUCCUUCUCGGGACAUUACUCACACCAACCCAUACACCAGCGGUAAUCCAACAUUACUAGUAUCAUCAUAUGACGAUGCUCCUCCCGAGUACACUCCUUCCCCAACCACCACACCACAACACCCAGCCUCAAUCCCCAGAGAAAUAUCCGACAAUGACCGCUACGCAAAUCUCGGAAACUUCGACACAAUCCUGCUCAUCGACGACUCCGGCUCCAUGGCCGGCAGUCUCUGGAAAGAAGCAGAAGCAGCUCUAAAGUCUAUCGCCGAAAUCAUCACCAAAUACGACGAGGACGGCAUCGACAUAUACUUCCUGAACCACAAGUCCAAAAACGAGUCCGGCAAAAGCCACAAACUCAACGGCGGGUACUACAACGUGACUAGCCAACGAAAAGUUGAGCAAAUAUUCAGCUCUGUACGCCCUCGCGGCGCUACACCCACAGGAAUGAGACUCGAGGAUAUACUGCGGCCGUACAGAAAACAAUUACGGACGGCUAAUGACGUGUCUGACGUAAAGCCCAUUAACUUGAUUGUUAUUACGGACGGGGAACCAACCGAUAAUCCUAGACAGGCAAUCGUCCCGGCGGCAAGGGAGUUGGAGCAACUUUACGCGCCGUCGUAUCAAAUUGGUAUUCAGUUCUUUCAGAUUGGUUCAUCUAAGGAUGCGACACGGGCUCUGAGGGAAUUAGAUGAUGGGCUGAAGGAGGAGGGGAUAAGGGAUAUUGUUGAUACGACGCCUUGUCAGUGGGCGGAUGAGCGGGCGGGAAGGGUGUCGGCUCUUACUGGUGAUGCGAUUCUUAAGGCUGUACUUGGUGCUGUUGAUAAGAGGAUUGACAGUAUGGAGAUUGGACGCAGGAGAUAA
This is a messenger RNA of Pochonia chlamydosporia 170, 930 nucleotides long. Its product is annotated as von Willebrand factor. The transcript is spliced from 2 exons. Lineage: Eukaryota; Fungi; Ascomycota; Sordariomycetes; Hypocreales; Clavicipitaceae. The coding region runs from base 1 to 930 and encodes 309 amino acids. The record is from RefSeq and is a predicted model, not a curated record.